CCUUGAGGUCCACGGGCCGCAGGUUGAGUAGCACUGCAGCAGCCUGGCCCUGUCUCUCUCCACAGUGCUGAAAUCCUCUCUAACAUAAUUGAUCUCACUCAUUUGCAUUAGGUGUGAUUUAAUUGGUCACAUUUUGUGCCUUUAUGUUUGUCUUUGUGCUCCCACGCGCUCUGCAUUGAUCCUCUCCGGAGUGGACGCACAGCUGAUCGGGAGGGCUGCUCCCUCCAAUCAGCUGUGGCGCUGACUCCGUCGUACGAUGUUCUCGCGUGUUCUGCUCACUGUGGGUUGUUUUCAUCGUUUGGCUGCUCAGCAGCAGGCAGCUUGAUGUGUCUGUCAGUCGGUCCGUCGGUGGGCGAGGAAAGAAAAGGUGCGCAUGUAGGAAAAAUGGACUGCGCACUUUCCUCGUGGGCUUUCAUAUCGACCCAUUUGAAAACAUCCUCUUCUUCUUCUUCCUCCUCUUAAAAAAGGAUGAUCGACGCGGAUGUUGCAGCAGCAAGCAGAGGGGGAGCUCGGUGCCAUGCAUGGUGGCGGUGCUUUUGCAUUUUUACGCAGCUAUCCAGCCUCUAAUCAAACGGCGUCACAUGCGGCUGAAAAGCACUUUCACGCCUCAGAUAAAAUGUCUUUGGGUGCAUGCCGCAGCCGACAGGAUUUGGACCAGCACUGGAGACCAGCAUGCCCAGAUCGGACGCUUUUAUAACCCUUAUUAGAUUUUGGUACCUAACAUAAAUUUAAAGACUCGGCCAUGGGUGAUGAGAGCAGCCUGUCUCGGCAGAUAGCGAGUGUGGAGAGGAGCGUGGUGUUUCUCAGACAGGAGCACCUCACUUUGCUCCACGGCCUCCACCUGGAGAUCCUCUCCCUGCAGAAACGAUGCUCAGAGUUGACAAGUGAGCUGAAGGUGAACCCUCCAGGCAGAAGCCAAAUAGAGCUACAGGAGGAAGAGGAGAUCCUGGAGGCUAGCUGUCGUCACAUGGAAAACCAUCUGGCCGAGCGGGAAUGCACCUUAGGAGAGCUUCGUAAGGAGCUGACUCACAAAGGAGCUUUGGUGGGAGCCCUCAGAGCCAAUCUCAAGGAAAAGGAGCGCCAUUUCCUGGAGGAGCUCAAACGCCGCAGCCACUGUUCAACCAUCCUUAACACGGAGCUGCAGAAACAAACCGAGGCAGCAGCAUACCUCUCCUUCCAACUGCACGCUGCCAGGCAGAAACUGCACCACCAGCGGAUGCAGCAGAGGCAGGCACUCCUCGCCAGAGCCAACAGUCAGGGGGCCCAGUAUGGUGCCGAGCAGAACUCUGUUUCUCCACAGAUGCCGUCAGGAGCCUCACCUUCCUCUCCUGUGGUUAAACCCAAACGUAAGAGUGCAAGGGCAUCUUCGAGAGUGGAGCGUGCACGGGAGUGUGUUCCCAUAGAGAAAGUGAUGGGCCCUGCAGAGCCCACGGCGAUGCCGGACCCUGCGCUCUUCCUCCACCCUCGGAGGCACAGGGCUCGCUCCAGGCACACUGUGGCACAAAGACAGCCUCCAAUGGGCCUGGAGAAGGAGGAUGAGGAGGAAGGAGGCGGGGAGGGGCCAGUGGAGCCCCAGGAUGAAGCUGCCAGACUGGUAUCUUCAGCUGCAGCGCCCCCUGCUGCCGAGACCAAGGCAGAUUAGCGACUACUGUGACCUGUGCUUUUAACUGCAGUUUGAUCACUGUAUGAUCUUCUGUCAGACUGUUAAUGCUGUUAACUGUUGUUCUGCACCUUGACUGAAUUGAUACUGAGACUGGUUUUAGCUAUUGAAGUUAUAUCACACUUAUCAUAGACACUUUUUUUAACACGGACUUUGAUAUAAUAAUUUGCAAAGCAAAACUGUCACUUUAAGUCAGUCUUAAAUGAAGUUAGAUAAAUAAUCUGUUUACACCAGUGUCACAUGCUCAGUAUUCUGUGGGGCCUUAUUUCAAAGCAACCCCCUUUUUUUUGGAUUUAAGGUGAUUUAAGGUGAGUUUUACCGUGGUAGCAGCCAUUUUAGGUGGACUACGAGCCCCGCUGUGCA
Larimichthys crocea (large yellow croaker) is the source of this 2023-nucleotide messenger RNA. It is a transcript of the gene ccdc92ba, whose product is annotated as coiled-coil domain containing 92Ba. The transcript has 4 exons. Lineage: Eukaryota; Metazoa; Chordata; Actinopteri; Sciaenidae. The record is from RefSeq and is a predicted model, not a curated record. Bases 743 to 1642 code for a protein of 299 amino acids.